Recurvomyces mirabilis is the source of this 603-nucleotide messenger RNA. RefSeq lists its product as uncharacterized. The record is from RefSeq and is a predicted model, not a curated record. The coding region runs from base 1 to 603 and encodes 200 amino acids. The transcript has 2 exons. Lineage: Eukaryota; Fungi; Ascomycota; Dothideomycetes; Mycosphaerellales; Teratosphaeriaceae.
AUGUCCUCCCUCCUCCUCCGCCUGUCUAUCGGCAUCCUAAUGCUCUGCGCCGCGCUCGAAAUGGCCUUGCUUUCGAAUAUGGUGUACUGGCUCCACUACACCGCCGGCGGAGCCUUCCAGAUCCUCUACCACAAUACCUCCUUCUCCCUCCACGGCAAACCCGUCGGUCUUCUAGUAAAUCAAGGCCAUACCUCCAACGGCGCCGCGGGCACCGCCUUCGUCGCCGUAGGCCUAGGAGGCAUCGUGGCACUCUCCCUCCGCAAACGAAUCGGCGGCGGAGGAGGAACCGGAGGAUCUGGGUUCGCGAAGGGCUUUUACUUCACCUGGCUAACCCUCACCUGCCUCAACGCCCUCCUAAGUAUCGUAGCUCUAAUCUACACUUUCCUCCUCACCGCCACGCAUGCCGGUCAAAGCAUCGACCUCUCCCUCGCAAGCAAAUUGGACAACCAUCCAUACCCGAACUACGUCGCUUACCCCGACCUUCUCUGGACGCCUGAGAAUUGGUUUUCCGCUGUUCUGGAAUUGGAUUUUGUGGAUGCCGGGGUGAGGAGGGAUCACGGUGUUCGGAGCGCUGUAUUCUGCAUCAUGUUGCGUCGUUGGUAG